AAUUUGUGGUUACCUUGGAGAAGGCCAAACAAAAUAUAGCAAUGAGGAUCUCUCAGAAUGUCCCACCUUUAUUCCUCUGGUCCAAGUGAAAUCAAAAACAGCUAGUGUAGCGCUGCCAACUCUUCCCUGGAGCUCCUUUUUGAGACUUUUUUCAUGUGUAGCCACCAGGAAAAUGCAGAGGAGGAAAGAGGUCCCCACAUUUCAAGAGAAGACGAAAGUCUUAUUUAGAAAUCUUAUGGACGAAGAAAUGAGUCGCCAGACUGCCACCGCACUGCCCACAGGAACCUCAAAGUGCCCUCCCUCCCAGCGCGUGCCCACCCUAUCAGGCACCACCGCCUCCAACAGUGACCUGGCCAGCCUGUUCGAGUGCCCGGUUUGCUUCGACUAUGUCUUGCCCCCCAUCCUGCAGUGCCAGUCUGGACACCUGGUAUGCUCCAACUGUCGGCCCAAGCUCACUUGCUGCCCGACCUGCCGAGGUCCCCUGGGCUCCAUCAGGAACUUGGCGAUGGAGAAAGUAGCGAACUCGGUCCUCUUCCCCUGCAAAUAUGCAUCAUCGGGCUGCGAAGUCACCCUGCCCCACACAGACAAGACGGAGCACGAAGAACUGUGCGAGUUUCGACCGUACUCCUGCCCCUGUCCUGGCGCCUCCUGCAAGUGGCAGGGCUCCCUGGAUGCUGUCAUGCCUCACCUGAUGCAUCAGCACAAGUCGAUCACCACACUGCAGGGGGAGGACAUUGUGUUCCUGGCCACAGACAUCAACCUGCCUGGCGCGGUGGACUGGGUGAUGAUGCAGUCGUGCUUCGGCUUCCACUUCAUGCUGGUGCUGGAGAAGCAGGAGAAGUAUGAUGGUCACCAGCAGUUCUUUGCUAUUGUGCAGCUCAUCGGAACACGCAAGCAAGCAGAAAACUUCGCCUACCGACUGGAACUCAAUGGGCACCGGCGCCGACUGACUUGGGAGGCCACACCGCGCUCCAUCCAUGAGGGUAUCGCCACGGCCAUCAUGAACAGCGACUGUCUGGUGUUCGACACAUCCAUCGCACAGCUGUUUGCAGAAAACGGCAACCUUGGCAUUAAUGUCACCAUCUCCAUGUGCUAAGAGCCUAUGACACAGGAUUCAAAGAGUCACGGGUUCUUGGGGGUGGGGUAGUAAUGGGGGGGUGGGGGAGCAUUAUCUCGGGUCACAUGGAAGGCGACCCGAUGGCGCCUCCUGUCUGCCUCACCCCCUUGACAUCAAACUGGACUGUCUGAUUGGGCAGCCACGGAGGCCCUGGGGGUGGGAUGGAUGGACACACAGACGAGGACAUAACUGUAGUGAUGCUAUAGACUUAAACUCGUAUGUGAGACUUGUGAAGGUGCACAGUCUCUCUCGUGCUCAUGAACACAAACUAAAAAGCAGUUCCCACUCAUCUUGCGUUAUGUCACCGUGUCAGAGUGGUUUCCUCAUCGCUGCUACCUGCCUCUUGUUGUGUCUCACACCAUUUUCUUCUCCCUCGUCGUCAUCGCACAUUUCAGGCGAUGCAGCAUUGGCUGAGAGACGCCGCACACACGGCGUUCUGAGGAAGCCUCAAGCUAGAUUUCAACAUGGACUCCUGGUCAGUACUGGGUAGCUCACUGCUAUCUGGGUUUCUCCUCUUCUGUGUGGAAAAAUGCCUCAUUACCUCUGAGCGUUCCUGCUAAGAACAGUCCAUCUGCUUCGCUACCCACAGCGCCACAACACAUGCUAACACAACGACGACACAUGCUAUUAGAAUCAAAGCCAGACCUGUGGAACGUGAUGUGACUCUUCUAUUGAUUAGCUUAAACCCAGAGCCUACAGCUCCUUUUGGCCGGGUCUCAGAUCCAGGAUGUGCUUGAGUCCAACUGCCCUAAAACCUUUACCCAUUAACACCGAUGUAGCAGCCAGUUAAAUUCAGAGAAAACUUCAGCCUAGAUCAUCUGUGUGACACCAGACCAGAACAAAACCAGUCCAAUUCAGUCCCCAUGCUGCUGAAAAUUGAUCAUCGAAUCACUUUCCAAUGGUUCAAGUUCCAACUGGACUUUGCUCUGUAUGGAUUCAAUAAGGCUGCGGUAGUUCUGGAUUAUUUCUCAGUGUGGAGAAAUAACACACACCCUCAUAUACACACACAAACUGUAGACUGUGUGAAAUGAGGUUUUUUUUUUUUUUUUAAUUUAGCAUUUCAACAUUUCUUUGGGGAUUAUUGUCUAAAUAUGUGUUUGCUCUUUUUGUGUAAAAAGAGAACCGCGCGUGUGUGCGCGUGCGCGCGCAUGUGUGUAGGUACGUGCGUGCUUCCGUAUGUGCGUGCCAGAGGUGGCAUUUGGCGAGAUGCCCGCUCACUUCCUCCCUUUACUCUCCCGAUCUCACUUCAACUCAAUCUUGCUGUGUGCGGCAGUUGUUGCCCACCAACUGAUCACCCAAACAGAACUGAGGGACAGUUUGUACCGUUACAAUGUUGCUAUUGUUAUUAAAAUUGAGAUUAUCAUAAAUAUCUUUGUUUUAAUGACUUUUAAAAACAAACAAAAGGCGGUUCUAAAACUUGUGGCUGAACUUCAGUGUUUGUAGUUAAAAUCAAACUGUGUUGUUCUUCUGAUGGUUUGUUUUUCAGAGUUGACUUGUUUCUCCUGAUUUUGUCUUUCUGUCCUCUUGUGUGGUCUUCCUAUUUUAUUAUUUCUCUGUGGGUGGAGGCCAAGCCAGUCGUCUCCCCGUUCUCUUCAUGUGGAGUGUGAGUAAUGUUGCUGCUCUUUCUCAACUCGGUUUUUUUUUUUUUUUUUCUGUUUUGUCAUUAAAUAAAUCUAUCUUUUUCAUA
Messenger RNA from Thalassophryne amazonica, 2804 nucleotides. It is a transcript of the gene siah1, whose product is annotated as siah E3 ubiquitin protein ligase 1. Lineage: Eukaryota; Metazoa; Chordata; Actinopteri; Batrachoidiformes; Batrachoididae. Gene Ontology annotation, molecular function: ubiquitin conjugating enzyme binding; ubiquitin protein ligase activity; zinc ion binding. Gene Ontology annotation, cellular component: cytoplasm. Gene Ontology annotation, biological process: proteasome-mediated ubiquitin-dependent protein catabolic process; multicellular organism development. The coding region runs from base 173 to 1096 and encodes 307 amino acids. The record is from RefSeq and is a predicted model, not a curated record. The transcript has 5 exons.